CAGCGGCGCUGUUGCCGUUGUUGUAACGAGUGUGAAAAUGCAGCUGUAGCCUAUAUUUGAGAGAGCGACUUGAGUUUUAUGUUUGAACUUUGUUCGGGUUGUUGUUUGGAAAAGGAUCAUCAAAGAUUUUUCUUUUCUUUUCUUUCUUUCUUUUUUUUUUUUGAGGACAUGCGGCUCUGCAGGACCUGCGCGCUCCUGGCGCUCCUGUUUCUGGCAGUCAGUGCGGAUUCAUCAGAAUUCCUGCAGGCGAUCGUCCGACCAGACGUAGGCUCGAAUGUGACCGUGUCCACCAAUCUGACAGAAUGUUCUGUGUGUAUAGUCAGCAUGGUGAACAGCACAGAGUCUUCCUGCCACUCUUCUCUCUCUCUGGUACCUGAAGUUGAGGCCAAGCUGAAGUUUUCCUGCCCCCAGCCUAUUGGGCAGUCUUACACUGUGACGAUCGCUCGCUCCGUCGAAUGCACUCAGGAUGCCUGCAGUCCCCCAAAAGUGGAAACUCAACCAUCCCUACUCACUGACUUUACCAGAACCUUCACUUGGGAGCUGAAGGCACCUGAGAAGACAGUUUUGAGCCUGAGCGUUAUCGGGGGAGGACUGACAGAGACAUCACAACCGUGCCCAGAUGGAUAUCAGUUCUCUGUGUCCACAUCCAAAGCCAACAGCAAGGGGCAGACUCGGUACUGUGGAGGCGGCUCUGUGACUCGUCUGGAUCUGGCUAAUCAAGCUUUCGUGUCUCUGCAAGCUCAACCAAAGGCUCAGGUGGUCCGUGAGCUCUUUCAGACCUCCGCCGGACGACUGAAAAAGGUUAUAAGCAUUGAUUCCAGCACGACCGUGAUCUUCAGCCAGGACCCGAAGGAACCAGAGUGUGAAGUGUGCACCACCAAAGGCUCCAGUCUCACCUGCAGCACUGAAGGACAGAAGCUGACCAGCGCAGACAUACCGUCAGUGGAGUUUGGCUGCCCCAAACCUCACGAUGUGUUCAAUGUGAAGAUAAUAAAGACAAUAGAAUGCAGUGAGACAUCCUGUAAUCCUCCUGCAGCAGAAACUGAUCCCAACCUACUUAAUGACUUCAAAAGAUUCAUAAUGUGGUACAUCACUGUCCCAGAGAGGACUGUAGUAACUCUGGACUUUCCUGGUGAGGGACUGAAGGACAUUACUGCAGGGGGAGACUGCUCAGAUGGCUUGAAGUACUCAGUGAGUACAAUUAAAAGUGAUGGACUAACCCAAACUACGACCUACUGCAAAGGUGGGACAGUGUCUCAUCUGAAUGUGCUUGGAGCAACAACUGUGACUGUUGAAGUGCCCAAAGGAGAAAAACUGGAGUCGGCAGCAUUUAAUGUCAAAGCAACACAAAGAGCUAGCAGAAUGAUGUCUGUGACCUCUGGCAUCACCAAUACCAAGAUUGUCAUCACCAGGAUGACACAAGGGCCCGACUGCAGUGUGUGUAUGGACAAGGCGCCUAACCAGAAAUGCAACCCAGGAACCUUAAAACUGACUAAUCCUCUCAACAUCGCCGUGGAGUUUACCUGUCCUCAUCCUCAAGACAUCUUCCGUGUGGAGAUCACCAGAGAAAUUGCCUCCCCCUUCCCUGCUGACCCUGUUUCUGCUGAGUCCUCGCUGUUCCCGGGCUUCAACCGGACCUUCAACUGGGAUAUGAAAGUCAACUUCACUCAUACAUUCCAGCUGGACUUCCCAGAACAGGGAAUGAGACAGAUUCCCAAAGAGAAAACCUGUCCGGAUGGGCGCACGUACACGUUUUUUAACUAUUUACGUGGGACAUCAAGUAUUGGUACCUUCUGCAGAGGAGGACCUGUGACCUCAGUCCAGGUUCGCUUCAAGGGCCGCGUGUCCCUGCAGGCGCCUGUGGAUGCAAAGCUGGACCCUUUUGAGUUCAAACUCAGUAACGGGCCUGAGACAAGCAUGACCACCAUAGUGAAGGUCAACCUACCAAGAGGUGUAUCAGACUCAACACUCAUGACAGCCAACUACCCCAGUUACUUCCUUGACAACAUGCAGGUGCAGUGGAGCUUCACAGUGCCGGGCAUGCACAACUACACGGUACACUUUAAUGACUUCACAGCCCCCGACUGCCUCAACAAUCAAGAGGUGACGGUGGAGUAUCAGAAAGAGGACAAUACGGUGACCAAACUCCUGAUGGACCCUCAGCCGGAGCAUCAGCAGGGCAACUUCAACAUGGUGGUGAAGAACUGUGAAACCAACACAACGAUGCCGGGACUCGCCUUGAACUACGGAGUCUCCGUAAUGAGGAGCGGCCGUCCAGUUCUAUGUACGGUGGAUCUAACCAAAUACCCAGGAGUGUCCCUGCAGAUUGAGAAGCUGCUUUCUGAUUCCUACUGUGAGAUGAGUAUUAACUCUGAGGUUAAAGAAAAGAUAAAUGUGGCUGCAGGCACCACAGCCCAACUCUCCUUCCUUGACUGCCCAAAUGAAGAUGUUCGCAUGACUGCCAGCAAGACUAUUGCGUGCAACAAUAUGGCGUCAUGCCCCGUGACUACGCUUACUGUGCCCACAAUGGAGUCUUGUCUGCCGAUGCCUCUCGACAGCUUCACCUGGCACCUCAGCAUUCCUGAUAGCCAAACAUGGGACCUAGUGUCACCAACAGGGAGUCUCCGGCAGUCCCUGCAGGGCCAGGAGUGUAGUGAGACUUUUUCGUUGUACUUGGCAGAAGAGGUUGACCAUUUUGUUGGAAAUUUCUGCUUUGAUGGCGUAAUCCAAAAAGUUCAAGUGCACGCCAACAUGUCCAUCACAGCUCCAGGUCAGCUGGUAAGCAGGACCGUGGGGCCUAUCCUCAAUGUCAGCGUCAGCGACGAGAUCGUAGAGACCAUUAUUUACACGGUCAGCCCUAACACGAUGUCCCCAACCCUGCUGGCAACCCCAAAUUGGCCUCAGGGUAUGAUGCCUUACCACACCAUAAGCUGGAUCACCACUUUGCCUCAGCACUACAAAGCAUACAUCUAUUUUAAUGUCAGCCAGCCCAAAUGUGAUGAGGGACACACUAGAAUUGAUGUGAUGACGCUGGAGAACAAGAAGCUGCACCUAAGCAUCACAGAAAACGAUAAGCUGGAGGGCACGUUGGUGGGACAGAGCUUCUAUCUCAACAUGUCCAACUGUGAACCAGAGGCGGGUCACUUUGGUGGACUGACCACAAUUGUUCUGCAGAAGAGGACUUAUCUCUUGCCCAUCCUCCUCGGGAUAUCAGGAGUUCUUUUGCUUUUCCUCGUAGUGCUGGCUGUUGUAUGUAUCGUCACAAAGAAAAAGAAAAAACAGAGGAUGAACAGGGGGUCGUCCAUUUACAUGCCCAAAGGAAAUAUCUUCCGGCCAUCUGACAUGCACUUCACCAAAACCCGAUCUGACAACGAAUCCCACGUCUAUGAAUCCAUAGAUGACGCAAUGGUCUACGGUCACCUGAUGAGUAACUCCAGCCAAGAUGGAAACUUCCCGGCCCGCUAUAAUGGCGUUCAGGUGGACUCCUAUCACACUUUUGUAGGCCCCACUGAUGGAGUGCUGCCUGUCAUUAAAGAACCAGAUCCGCAGCCUGAGGACCAGAACAAGAUCUUCAUGGAUCCCUCUGAGACUUUCAUACCGUCCCGUCCGCGCACUCCCAUCGACCGGCAGGACAGCCUCUGCUUCCAGGACCGCAGGAUGAUUGACAAUGAGCUGUACACAUUCAAAAAUGUAGGGGAGAUAAACACGAUCCAACUCUCUUUUGCUGAUCUGGAAUCAGACCCUCCAAUAUCAGAUGAGCCCUUGUAGUGUUUCAGGACCACGUCCAUACAAUGAACUAGCCGACUUGUCCUCCUUACAGCACCAAGUAUCUGCCAGGGAUACUCAUGUAUAUGUCUGUGCCAGGACCACACUCAGGAAAUCUGAGCUUAGGCACUUUCUUUUUUUUUUUUUUAAAUGUGACAUGUAUGUGGUAUUUGACAGAGUUCAGUCUUUUGUUUUUAGAGAUUCAAGACUGGAAGCAGCGAGCCUUGUUUUUAAAAAGUCUGGAAAAAUAAUGGUCCCUGGGAUAGAAUCACCAGUCAGUUUAAAUACAGUUUCAAAAGCUUUUCCUUUAAGCGUGUGCAGUGUUUCAUAACAUUAAGGUUUCAAUCAGUCAACAUGAGGAACAUCUCUGGCUCGAGCCCAUCUCAGCAGUAAGUCAACAGUAAUAAGUACUUACUUCCAUCUUUACUGCAGUAACGAGGCUGUGUGAAAACACACGAUUGGCUCGUGUAUUUCCCACUUCGGCUGUUGAUUGGCUCUUUGGUUUUGGGGGGCUUUAUGCAAUUUUCCCAUAGGUUUCUGUUUGGGAUCUUUGUGAGCCGUGUCUCUGGGAUCAAUCUUUUAAUCUUACUCCCAGCCAUAAAAAGCUACAAAAACACUGAACUAUUUCUUGAAUGUUUUUUUGGCUGGAAUUUUUUUUAUAACUCAUAUGGACUGUGGAAAAUGGGAAAUACCCACAGUCAUUGUUUAGUAGUCUUUUUUUUUUUUUUAAGAU
This is a messenger RNA of Archocentrus centrarchus (flier cichlid), 4498 nucleotides long. RefSeq names its product CUB domain containing protein 1b (gene cdcp1b). NCBI's taxonomy places the organism in Eukaryota, Metazoa, Chordata, Actinopteri, Cichliformes, Cichlidae. The transcript is spliced from 13 exons. The record is from RefSeq and is a predicted model, not a curated record. The coding region runs from base 79 to 3768 and encodes 1229 amino acids.